This is a messenger RNA of Scomber japonicus (chub mackerel), 918 nucleotides long. RefSeq names its product steroidogenic acute regulatory protein 2 (gene star2). Gene Ontology annotation, biological process: regulation of steroid biosynthetic process; steroid biosynthetic process; intracellular cholesterol transport. Bases 1 to 852 code for a protein of 283 amino acids. NCBI's taxonomy places the organism in Eukaryota, Metazoa, Chordata, Actinopteri, Scombriformes, Scombridae. Gene Ontology annotation, molecular function: cholesterol binding; cholesterol transfer activity. Gene Ontology annotation, cellular component: mitochondrial intermembrane space; mitochondrion. The transcript is spliced from 7 exons. The record is from RefSeq and is a predicted model, not a curated record.
AUGCUGCCUGCUGUUGUUAAGCUCUGCUGUGGAAUCUCCUACCCACACCUGAGGAGUAUGGCAGGACUUCAACGCACAGCUGUGGCAGUGAUAGGCCAGGAGAUCACUCAUCUGCAGCGAUCGGGACAGAUUCAACAUCACAUGAGAAAGCUUGUUGGUUUAAACUAUGAUGAACCCAAACCAGAAGAUAUAAAGUCUGUGCAAGCUAAAGAAGAUCAGCUAUUAUAUAUACAACAAGGCCAAGAAGCGAUGAGGAAGGCUCUCAACAUGUUGGAAGAGAAAGAUGGAUGGAAGGUCGAGACCACACAGAGCAAUGGAGAUGUGAUCUGUAGCAAAGUGAUACCAGGGUCCAGAAAGGUCUUCAGGCUGGAGGCAGUCCUAGAAGCCAGCCCGGAUGAACUUUACGACCUCCUGUUUGUCAGAGUAGAGGAGAUGCACAAGUGGAACCCGAGCAUCCAACAUAUCAAAGUUCUUAAGCAAGUUGGACCUGAAACGAUCGUCACUCAUGAAGUUUCAGCAGAGACGGCAGGAAAUCUGAUUGGCCAAAGGGAUUUUCUGAGUGUCAGACACAGUUCCAAACAAAAGUCCCGCAUUUAUCUUGGAGGAGCAGCGAUUCAACUGGAGUCCUUCCAACCUCAGGAAGGAUUUGUGAGAGCUGAGGAUGGACCGACCUGCAUCAUCAUAGAGGCUCUCGACAAGGAUUCAAGAAGAAGCCGCUUCACAUGGCUUCUUAAUAUGGAUGUAAAGGGCUGGCUGCCAAAGUCAAUUGUCAAUCAGACUUUGCCCAGAGCACAGCUGGAUUUCACAAGACACCUCCGCAGACGCCUCACAGCAGGUACCACCCUGGGCUGAUUGAGUCUGUGUGACACCAACACCGCAGCAGCGGCACCAUGUCAUCACUCCCAGGGGAAGAGUGGG